Messenger RNA from Oncorhynchus keta (chum salmon), 1969 nucleotides. RefSeq lists its product as uncharacterized. The coding region runs from base 1 to 951 and encodes 316 amino acids. The transcript has 6 exons. Lineage: Eukaryota; Metazoa; Chordata; Actinopteri; Salmoniformes; Salmonidae. The record is from RefSeq and is a predicted model, not a curated record.
AUGUUCAAUAGGCAAGAACCAUUCGUCUCCCAGCUCAGGGACAAGUUACACUAUUCACAGCCCUGUGUAAGGUUCAAUGUAAGAGAGACCAGAACCAUUCAUCUCCCAGCUCAGGGACCAGCUACACUAUUCACAGCCCUGUGUAAUGUUCUAUAUAAGAGAGGUAAGGGACCAGCUACACUAUUCACAGCCCUGUGUAAUGUUCUAUAUAAGAGAGGUAAGGGACCAGCUACACUAUUCACAGCCCUGUGUAAUGUUCUAUAUAAGAGAGGUAAGAGACCAGCUACACUAUUCACAGCCCUGUGUAAUGUUCUAUAUAAGAGAGGUAAGGGACCAGCUACACUAUUCACAGCCCUGUGUAAUGUUCUAUAUAAGAGAGGUAAGGGACCAGCUACACUAUUCACAGCCCUGUGUAAUGUUCUAUAUAAGAGAGGUAAGGGACCAGCUACACUAUUCACAGCCCUGUGUAAUGUUCUAUAUAAGAGAGGUAAGGGACCAGCUACACUAUUCACAGCCCUGUGUAAUGUUCUAUAUAAGAGAGGUAAGGGACCAGCCACACUAUUCACAGCCCUGUGUAAUGUUCUAUAUAAGAGAGGUAAGGGACCAGCCACACUAUUCACAGCCCUGUGUAAUGUUCUAUAUAAGAGAGGUAAGAGACCAGCUACACUAUUCACAGCCCUGUGUAAUGUUCUAUAUAAGAGAGGUAAGGGACCAGCUACACUAUUCACAGCCCUGUGUAAUGUUCUAUAUAAGAGAGGUAAGGGACCAGCUCAGGGACCAGCUACACUAUUCACAGCCCUGUGUAAUGUUCUAUAUAAGAGAGGUAAGGGACCAGCUCAGAGACCAGCUACACUAUUCACAGCCCUGUGUAAUGUUCUAUAUAAGAGAGAGGUAAGGGACCAGCUACACUAUUCACAGCCCUGUGUAAUGUUCUAUAUAAAAGAGAGGUAAGGGACCAGCCACACUAUUCACAGCCCUGUGUAAUGUUCAAUGUAAUUACAUUGCUGGACUUUAUGAAACGUAAUGUUUUUGUAUUGGUUUAAAAAUGUACAAAUUAAAGAAAAUGUAUGGUUUAAACAUGUUAAUGUUUGUUUUAGCUGUUAGUGAUAAUUCCCUAAGUUUACACAAUUAAGCCUUUAUGAAUGACCGAAGGUGUCUCACUUUAAAUUAAGUAGAGUAUCAUGUGAUAGUCUUUAUAGAUCUUAUGAAUGACCGAAGGUGUCUCACUUUAAAUUAAGUAGAGUAUCAUGUGAUAGUCUUUAUAGAUCUUAUGAAUUACCGAAGGUGUCUCACUUUAAAUUAAGUAGAGUAUCAUGUGAUAGUCUUUAUAGAUCUUAUGAAUGACCGAAGGUGUCUCACUUUAAAUUAAGUAGAGUAUCAUGUGAUAGUCUUUAUAGAUCUUAUGAAUGACCGAAGGUGUCUGAUAUUAAAUUAAGUAGAGCAUCAUGUGAUAGUCUUUAUAGAUCUUAUGAAUGACCGAAGGUGUCUCACUUUAAAUUAAGUAGAGCAUCAUGUGAUAGUCUUUAUAGAUCUUAUGAAUGACCGAAGGUGUCUGAUAUUAAAUUAAGUAGAGCAUCAUGUGAUAGUCUUUAUAGAUCUUAUGAAUGACCGAAGGUGUCUCACUUUAAAUUAAGUAGAGCAUCAUGUGAUAGUCUUUAUAGAUCUUAUGAAUGACCGAAGGUGUCUCACUUUAAAUUAAGUAGAGCAUCAUGUGAUAGUCUUUAUAGAUCUUAUGAAUGACGGAAGGUGUCUGAUAUUAAAUUAAGUAUUACAGGACACGACAUAAAGUGUCAAAAGGUUAUUAACGUUCUGACGAUUUAUGAAGGUUCUCUGAGGAUCCACAGGUUACUGUAGGGUGUGACGGGUAUUUAAAUGGGUUGAAGGACCUGUGUGUGUGUGUGUGUGUGUGUGUGUGUGUGUGUCACAACCAAGAUGAUUUGGAGUAGUUCAACCUGAGGGCUUUCAUCAA